AUACAGAAUGUAAACAGAAAACAGCUGUUCAAAACAUGUAUGUGAAUUGAUAAACAUAGGUUAAAAUUAUGUGUAGUGUUAAAUAAAUAAGUUUUUCCAAUAUAAUGAAACAUAAACCAAAUAUUGCAAGAUUAAUACCUAUUUUGCCGUUAAAAAUCAGCCAUAUAUUCGAUUACUUACUAGUUGAUACCAUAUUCUCAAGAGACAUGUCGAAGAAGAAGUCAAAAAUUAAGGCACCAGUGAGUCCCAAACAAGCUGCGGUUAAUCCAGAUUUAUUAACGUCUAUAAAACCGGCAUCAAACAACAGUGUCGAACUUCACAUUUUAGCAAAACCUGGGUCAAAGCAGAAUUGUCUCACAGGCAUAGAUAAUCAAAAUAUACAAGUACAGGUAAAUGCCCCUCCUGUUGAGGGUGCUGCAAAUGCUGAAUUAAAAAAGUAUCUUGCAUCAGUUUUAGAUGUCAAACAAAGUUCUGUUCAGUUGCAGAAGGGUCACAAAUCUAGAAAUAAGGUUUUUGAAGUAUCAAAUAUGUCAGCUGAAGAUAUUCAAGCAAAGCUAUUAGCUCAAGUUAAAACUAACAAAUAAAAAACUUUCUAUUUAUUGGGUAAGUUUAUUUUUUUGGAAAGGAGAAUAAAUAAAAAUUGGA
This is a messenger RNA of Sitophilus oryzae (rice weevil), 645 nucleotides long. Its product is annotated as UPF0235 protein Pcar_0617. The record is from RefSeq and is a predicted model, not a curated record. Lineage: Eukaryota; Metazoa; Arthropoda; Insecta; Coleoptera; Curculionidae. The coding region runs from base 105 to 584 and encodes 159 amino acids. The transcript has 4 exons. Gene Ontology annotation, cellular component: cytoplasm.